This is a messenger RNA of Adineta steineri, 240 nucleotides long. The record is from the annotation of a GenBank genome assembly. NCBI's taxonomy places the organism in Eukaryota, Metazoa, Rotifera, Eurotatoria, Adinetida, Adinetidae.
AUGAUAUUAUCUGACCAAAGAAUAUUAUUUAAAAGAGAUAUUGGUUCAGCACGUGAAAUGCUUUUUCGAGCGAAACAAUUUCCAAUAAAUAAUGAUAAUUUCUUUCAACGACCACAUCAAUCACUUCCAUCACCUGAUGUUUUACGUUCACGUUGGAUAGAAUUAUUUAAUGAACAUAAUAAAAUCAAGGAACCAUUAAACAUUGAAGAUUCAAUAUCACAAGAACAACAACAACAAUGA